CAGACGUAAACUGAAUACAUCAACUGACAUCAACAUUAACAUAGUUCUUGCAAUGUUUGACAUUCACGUGCUUUGAUGUUUUUGUUUUCAUUAAUCUAACGCCGGUCUAAAUAAACAAUAAUUUUGGUAACAAAAAUGAGUCUUCCGACAGAUUUUGGACCAGAUUCUGGAGGCCGUAUGAAGGGUGUGUGCAUUGUGAAGCCCAUCGUUUAUGGAAACAUAGCAAGGUAUUUCGGAAAGAAGCGUGAAGAGGAUGGACACACUCACCAGUGGACAGUUUAUGUGAAACCUUACAAUAAUGAGGACAUGUCAGCUUAUGUAAAGAAGGUGCAUUUCAAGUUACAUGAGAGUUAUGCCAAUCAAAACCGUAUUGUGGUUAAGCCUCCUUAUGAGAUAAGUGAGACUGGCUGGGGUGAAUUUGAGAUUGUCAUAAAGAUACAUUUCAUUGAUCCAAAUGAAAGACCUGUCACCAUGUACCAUGUACUAAAACUUUUCCAUGCAGCUGGCAGCACUAUGGAUGUAACUAUAGACCAAAGCAAAGGCUUAGUUUCCGAAAACUAUGAUGAGAUUGUUUUUCAAGAUCCCACUCAAUUAAUGCAACACCUACUGACCAACACGAAACAGUUAACUUUGGAUCAAUGGGAACACAAUACUGAUUUUGAGGAGCGCAAGAAUAAGACUAUGAAAACUAUAAGCGAUAUGCGCGUGAGAGUCAGAAACGAGAUAUUAGUGCUGAAAAAUCGGCUGAAGUUAGCGAAAGAGACGAUAACUCAGUUCAAGGAAAUCGCCAAAGUGCAGGAUGGACAACAAUUUUCCAUGUAAAGUGCCCUCUCUAAUCUCCCUACAUAAUGUAUCACAUUUCCUCCUCAGUCGUUGGCCUUUUUCAAAACGGCGAAGAAUGAAUAGGAACCUUUCAAUAUCUGUAACGACACGAUCAUAUUAGAUUAAGUUAA
This is a messenger RNA of Nicrophorus vespilloides, 953 nucleotides long. RefSeq names its product YEATS domain-containing protein 4 (gene Gas41). Gene Ontology annotation, biological process: regulation of DNA-templated transcription. The coding region runs from base 136 to 822 and encodes 228 amino acids. The transcript has 3 exons. NCBI's taxonomy places the organism in Eukaryota, Metazoa, Arthropoda, Insecta, Coleoptera, Silphidae. The record is from RefSeq and is a predicted model, not a curated record.